AUUUAAAAAAAAAAAAAAAACAUUCUGUGCCAAUUUGAUACAGAGAGUCACCGUUGAGGCUGUUCAAUUGAAUCGUUGAAUCUCGCGGUGCCAUUAUAUACGUUGCUUUUUGCAUAAAAUUAUUUUACUUGUUCUUGAGAUAUGGAUGCUGCGGCGGUGGCGAGAUGUGUUGGAAGCUGCUAUGUUUCGCCGGCGUUCGGAGAUUCUGACCCGCUCCGGCGGUUUCUGAGAUUAUCGUUGUCUAGCUCCACAAAUUUAGAUCCCACCGGUGGUAAAAAUUCGAAGUUUCGUGGGAAAAGUCACCGGAGACUGAGUUUCGUCCGUCCGAUCAUGGCGACAGAUGAAUCCUUUUCUAAGCUAACCUCUGAUUGCGCCGGUGAAACACAGAAAAUCAACGGAAAGCAAAAGAACAUCGUCUGGCAUGAUUGUCCUGUUACUAAAUCCGACAGGCAAGAAUUGAUUAACCAAAAGGGAUGUGUGAUUUGGAUUACUGGCUUAAGUGGUUCAGGGAAAAGUAGUCUGGCAUGUACUCUUAGCCGAGCUUUGCACAAUCGUGGAAAGCUUUCGUAUAUACUUGACGGUGACAAUCUUCGACAUGGUUUAAACAGCGAUCUUACUUUCGAAGCGGAAGAUCGAGCUGAAAACAUUCGAAGAGUUGGUGAAGUGGCUAAACUAUUUGCAGAUGCUGGAGUAAUCUGUAUUGCAAGUUUGAUAUCUCCUUACAGGAGGGAACGAGCUGCUUGCCGUGCAUUGUUACCACAAGGAGAUUUCAUUGAGGUAUUCAUGGAUGUUCCACUCCAUGUUUGUGAAGCUAGAGACCCGAAGGGAUUGUACAAACGUGCACGCGCUGGGAAAAUCAAAGGUUUCACAGGAGUAGAUGAUCCGUAUGAACCGCCUUUGGACUGCGAGAUUGUAAUACAGAACAACCGAGACAAAGGUCUUUCUUCUUCAUCUUCGUCUCUGUCUGAAAUGGCAGAGAUUGUUGUGUCGUAUUUGGACGAAAAUGGAUACCUCAAGACGCCUUAGGAUACUUGCACAAAAUUACUCUAAGGAAUACAUAGUAAUAUAUACAUAUAUAUACAUUCCUUGUAAUAGGCUCAUGUAUCAAUCAUUACCCCUGUUCAUUUGUUUGUUUGAAUGCAAUUGUAAAAGGUGUGGUUUCUUCCCUCCCUGUCUUAGAUUUUCUCAAGAAUGUGUUGUAAAAGAGAUUGUCAAGUUAUUAGCAUAAUUUAAUUAUAAAAGAGAUUUUUACUUC
Messenger RNA from Capsella rubella, 1255 nucleotides. Its product is annotated as adenylyl-sulfate kinase 4, chloroplastic. The record is from RefSeq and is a predicted model, not a curated record. Gene Ontology annotation, biological process: sulfate assimilation. Gene Ontology annotation, molecular function: adenylylsulfate kinase activity; ATP binding. The transcript has 6 exons. The coding region runs from base 142 to 1026 and encodes 294 amino acids. Lineage: Eukaryota; Viridiplantae; Streptophyta; Magnoliopsida; Brassicales; Brassicaceae.